AAAGUGAAUCCAACUGUGAGCGGCGAAAUUCUAAAUAAAAACGAAAGAAAAUUUCACGUUACCAAACAGAGCUAAUCGAACAAAACAAAAAAAACAAAGUUUGAGAAUGUCUGUUGUAUUGCAAAUCCACUUGCUUCACUUGUUUGUUUACAUCUGGAGUACUGUCAAAAAUGUCGUCCGCUGAACCUACAACCUCGCACCCACAACUCAAUUCAAAAUGUUUAAAGGAAAAUUUAGAAAUUUCAUUGCAAAUUAUUCAAAAAUAUCGAUGGUUAAUUGAUACAUACGUCUUGGACUUUUAUGUCGAUAAUCAUUGGUCCAAACUUCCAAACUCGUGGCAAAACCACUUGGAGCCUUUGGAUCCCCAUGAUUUAGCUAAUAUCCUAAGUGGCAAUAAUGAAUCCUCAUCAGUUCGACCUCUAUCGAUUCUGUGUCUUAUGUCGCUCAUGAAGAAGUUAUGCAUUUCGAGAGAUAUAGCCAACUUUGCGUCUUCGGAGACAUACCCGUUUAUCUUGGAUCACCCAAAGUUGAAGAAUCUCUUUACCAAAUGUGUCAAACCCAAGAAGCGCCAUGAAAUCGCAAAGAUGGCAAAAGUCUGCAAUAAAAGUUACAUCGAUAAUUCAGUCGACUUUGUUGUUGAUUUCGGGGCUGGACUUGGUCACUUGGCCAGGGUUCUUGGCUAUGCUUACGGGGUACAAGUGUGUUGCCUUGAAAUGCAAGAUUCUCUCAAUGAUCAAGCAAGAAUUAUUGAUUCCCAAUUUGAGGUAAUUGCUUCUAAGUUCCUUUCGUCGGAGCAGAGACAACAUUUUCGUCGCCCUGUCCACGUUGCUAUGACCCUCACAAGUUCUCUGUCUCCCGAUGAGUUCGUCGAUACAAUUACUAAUGCCUUGAAGAUAUCAAAAGGCUCGACUUUUACAUUCGGCAUCAUCGGACUUCAUCCAUGUGGAGAUUUGGGAGCGAUUCUCAUACAAAUGUUCCUCAAGUGCAAACAAGCAAAGUUCCUUAACUUCGUCGGAUGUUGCUAUAUGAAACUAUCGACUGGAUUAAUCCCCAACCCCGGCUAUCCUCUCAGUGAUUUCUUGAGAAAUAAAACAAACAUCUCCCGCCUGACUUAUGAGUCCAGGGAAAUAGCUUGUCAUGCAGCUGAGGUCUACUGCGAUCGUUUGAGGAGUGAACUGUACGAGGACCUCAAAGUUCAUUCAUUCAGAGCCACAAUCGAGAAGAUAUUUGCCAAGUAUUGGCCCGAAUUGAAGCACACUGGUUUGAGAAGUGUCAAACAUGCCAAAGGAAUGAGCUUUGACGACUAUGUUAAACGAGCAACAAAUGGAUUGAACAUCAUCGUUCCCGAUGAAGACAUUGACUCUGAAGUCACUCAAAACGACCUCAGUCAAUGGAAGCGAAUUGUAAUCUUCUACACUAUGCGUCUACUCUUUGCUCCUCUGGUGGAGACAGUCGUUCUCUAUGAUCGCAUCCUGUACUUGAAAGAGAAAGGACUCUCUGUGAGCAUCGCUGCAAUCUUUGACCCACGUCUCUCCCCAAGGAACCACAUUACCAGUGCAACAAAACAAUGACUCUUUUUGGAUUCUUUUUACUUUCUCGCUUGUUCUAUAGAUUUCCCAGAUUCAGGAAUGUUUAAUAAAUUAAUAUUGUAUUUACAAAUGGA
Eupeodes corollae is the source of this 1663-nucleotide messenger RNA. RefSeq names its product methyltransferase-like protein 25B. Bases 171 to 1571 code for a protein of 466 amino acids. The transcript is spliced from 5 exons. Lineage: Eukaryota; Metazoa; Arthropoda; Insecta; Diptera; Syrphidae. The record is from RefSeq and is a predicted model, not a curated record.